Molecule: messenger RNA, 1965 nt
Organism: Talaromyces atroroseus
Lineage: Eukaryota; Fungi; Ascomycota; Eurotiomycetes; Eurotiales; Trichocomaceae
Exons: 3
Coding region: 1-1965 (654 amino acids)
Cellular component (GO): mitochondrion
Source: RefSeq, a predicted model, not a curated record
AUGAGAGUGGUCGAUUUGUUCCGCCGUUUCUGUCUUCGGCGCGGAGCUACCCAACUCGCCGCACCUCCACCACUGCGCACUUUCUCUGCCCCUCGACCUCGAUCGCAAGGUCCCCGAUUCCAACAAUGGAGCAACUUGGCCAGGAGAUCCAGAGCCAGAGCUCCGAUCCUGGGCUCUGUGCUCUUUGCCGCCGCAUUGGGCCCCGCGGCGUUCAUGGAGUUGGCAGAAAAGACCAGCGAAGAUGAGACUGCGGAAAAGCAAAUGCUACGGGCCUCGCGGCAAGAGCUGCGCAAAACAGUGUCCGCCGAUGUAGGCGGCUACACUCGAUUUAAGCAACAGAUAUGCAUAUUUCUCUAUUCCUACGUCUACGAACCAAUUGCAACGGGCUUCAGAUUUCUCCAUUUGACCGUCAUUUUCCUUCCUGUCUUGAUAUCUGUCCCGGUGCUGGGUCAAUGGGCUGCCUCCCGAACAGACAUUUUCCCUCCGGAGCUAUGUGCUCGACUGUCGUCUCUCCACUCCCAUGCGCCGGCGCAUUCGUUGAAAGCCACGAAAAAGAUACUACGCAGGGCUUUUAAGGGCCUUCCAUUUGACGAGAUAUUCGAAGAAUUUCAAGAAGAACCUCUUGGCGUUGGCGCCAUUGCGCAGGUGUACAAGGCCAAAUUAAAGCCGGACCUAGCCGCCCAAUAUGCAGACGAAAUGCGAGAUAUGCCUAAAGACUUGGCCGCCAGAGUACGAAAGAAUGUCGAUGUUCUCGUCAAGAGCUCGCCUCAGCGAGUGCCUUCUUCUUAUGUUGCUGUCAAGGUCCUCCAUCCGAAAGUAGAUCUUAUUGUGAAGAGAGACUUGAACAUCAUGAACAUUUUCGCUCAAAUUAUCAACAUCAUUCCAACCAUGCAGUGGCUGUCCCUGCCUGGCGAAGUACAGCAAUUUGGGGAAAUGAUGAAAUUACAACUUGAUCUGCGAAUAGAAGGAGCUAAUCUGGCAAUUUUUAGAGACCAUUUCAAAUCACGCACUACAGCCUGGUUUCCAUAUCCAUAUUCAGAAUAUACUACGAGAGAAGUCCUUGUUGAGGAAUUCGCACAAGGCAUCCCAUUGUCUGUGUUCCUCGAGAAAGGAGGCGGUGUUUACCAGAAGGAAAUUGCAGACGAGGGACUUGACGCUUUUCUGCGUAUGUUGCUCAUUGACAACUUCGUCCAUGCUGACCUUCAUCCGGGAAACAUUAUGGUUCGUUUUUACAAACCCAGUGAACUUGAUAUCUCUCUUCAUGCUCCAACGCGGGCACUCGAAGCCACAUCGUCCGCAGAACUAGAUGUCAACGAACACGUGCUACGACGCUUACGGCCUCACAUGGAAGAUCGGGACGCCUGGAAGGCAGCGCUUGAUAGAUUAGAUCAAGAGGGUUACCGACCUCAACUGCUAUUUAUCGACACAGGGCUUGUAACACAACUAAACGAUAAAAACCGACGCAAUUUCUUAGACUUGUUCCGUGCAGUUGCCGAGUUUGAUGGAUAUAAAGCGGGCCAUUUGAUGGUCGAACGCUGCCGACAACCAGAAGCAGUAAUUGAUGCUGAAAUAUUUGCAUUAAAAAUGCAGCACCUCGUGCUAGGCGUCAAAUCACGGACGUUUGCUUUAGGCAAUAUCAAGAUUGGCGAUGUUUUGAGUCAGGUGCUCCAAAUGGUGCGAGAACAUCAUGUGCGCCUUGAAGGUGACUUUGUCAAUGUCGUUAUAUCGAUUUUAUUGUUGGAGGGAAUCGGAAGGAGUCUAGAUCCGAAUCUUGAUUUGUUCAAGAGUGCCCUCCCGAUUCUCCGUCAACUUGGCUCAGGCUCAACACUAUUCCGAUCAGUGCGUGGCGGCAAUACUUCAAUGCUUCGAGUCUGGGUAGGUCUCGAAGCACGCACAUUCCUUCAGGCCACUCUGGAAGGUGUGGAAAUGUGCGUAAAGUACGAUAUGCUGGCACCCAACAUUUAG